Molecule: messenger RNA, 1538 nt
Organism: Ceratitis capitata (Mediterranean fruit fly)
Lineage: Eukaryota; Metazoa; Arthropoda; Insecta; Diptera; Tephritidae
Exons: 2
Coding region: 117-1478 (453 amino acids)
Biological process (GO): regulation of DNA-templated transcription
Molecular function (GO): DNA-binding transcription factor activity; sequence-specific DNA binding
Source: RefSeq, a predicted model, not a curated record
CUUAGUAAAAUGUUUGAUAUUUCCUCUUCCGUUGGCUAUCCUAAAAAUCGUUUGCUAUUUUUUUUUUUUUCAAAAAAUACAAUAUAUAAAAUUUUUUCAUAGCAUCAAGAGAGAAAAUGCAAAAUCCUAACGAAUUUCUGGUGUCGACGUUGGAGUGCUCGCAGGAAGGUUCUACUUAUGUUAGUAGACAGGAUAUAAUGAAUUUUCCUUUUCCGUACAAAUUGUGGUUAGUUGUGCAUUUAGAUUUCUGUGACUUUCUACGUUGGAAUCGUGAUGGUACAGUAAUGUUACUAGACUUAAUAGCUCUUGAGGAUUAUUUGAACUCCAACCAGUCUAUAUUUAAAAUUAAAAACCGAUCUGUGUUUUUGGAGCAUCUGGAACAAUUUAAAUUUGAUAGAUUGAACGCGACACCGGAAGCGGAAGAGGAUUUACUUUUGCAGUACAAAAACGAAAAUUUCCAACGACAUCGAUUAGAUUUGUGUCCAAAAAUUCGUCGGCAUACUUAUCAGUUGCUGGGAGAGGUGGAGAAAAUUCACGUUACAAGCGAUACAGAGACUCUUAUUCAAUCGAAAGGCUUAGCUGAGGAGCGAAAAUCAUGCCAAGCAGCCGAUCGCAUGUUAGGAGACUUGUGUUUCAUGUCACAUGGAGGCCUAUCUAAUAUUCAAAAAAGCCGAACUCGUUUUCAAACGAUUUUAAGUUUUCAAAACGAGACCCGCAUUUUGGAGGAUAAAUUAAAGGCCUCUGAUGAAUGCGCAGCUAUAAAAGCUCAACAGCGACGUCUUAAAUCAGAAGUGCUAUUCCGCUCGAGUUUUGGAACUUCGGAAGAAGAACAAGUAAUAGAAUUACCAGUGGACUUAUUCGAGAAUCCACAUGAUUCUGUGCUGCAUUUGGGCGCCGAUUUCCGCCCAGAAUAUGCAGGCUAUUACGGAAAUUGUAAUAAAGAGCAAGUAUUACACUUUUUCGGGGACUAUCUUCCAAUGUACGAAGAUGGUACAAUGGAAGUAAAAAAAAUUGUAGCUGACCAAUGUAACACUAAUCAACAACUCACGGAAUCAAACAAAGGACCGUUAUGUGGCGAAGCGGACUUGGGUAGUAAUUUACCAUUAUCUCUCUCGCAAAUGAUUCCGCAACAAGGUUUAACGACGUUAAAUUUAUCAUCCACUUUGGAACCGAUAUUUAAAAACGACGAUGACGACGCCGAAAAUCACAACAUAUCUAAAAUCGAUACCAGCUCCAAUAUGUGUAACGCAGCGGAAGCUGAGGCGGAGAUUUCCAUGGAGGAGUUCAUUAAAUUCAAAGGAAACAUCAAGGAAGAUCCGAAAGCGAGUUACACCGAAGUAACUAAAGAUUUUCCUCAAAUGCCAUCGGCAAUUAAAAUGGAAAUCACUGAUGAAUCAGACUCGGAAAAUGAAGCUAAUUUUCGAAACUUUUUUAGCCAAUAUCGUGCAUCAUUGAAUUUGCUUUAUGAACGCCAUUAAUAAGAAAUGACUUGGUAAUUUAAUUUGACAUCUAGCGUACAAAAAUGUGAAUAUUUAGCU